Molecule: messenger RNA, 504 nt
Organism: Serendipita indica DSM 11827
Lineage: Eukaryota; Fungi; Basidiomycota; Agaricomycetes; Sebacinales; Serendipitaceae
Source: the annotation of a GenBank genome assembly
AUGCGCAGAGCACCAGAAAUCCUCCUCGGAGCGGAGACGUAUUCGACGCCGAUCGAUAUUUGGUCUGUUGGAUGUAUAUUUGGCGAACUCAUACUCCACGAGCCGGUCUUCCAAGCGAAGAAUGAGUUAGAGAUGAUCGGCAUGAUUUUCAGAUUGCUUGGUCCUCCAACCGUCGAGGAGUGGCCUGAAUAUGAGAGUCUUCCAUUGGUGAAGACUUUGAAUAUGCCUGCUCCUCACGCGCCAACAUUGCGACAAAAGUUUUCGUAUCUGACAUCCUCAGGACUGAACUUGAUGGCAUCCUUGCUAGCUUAUGACCCAGAAAGAAGAAUAUCAGCGGAAGAGGCUCUCAAGCACCUGUACUUUCAGGAAUCUCCACUUCCAAAGCACCCUGAUCUCUUUCCAUCAUUCCCUUCGCUUGCCGCUGGAGAAAAGAGGCGAAAACCAUUUGCCAGUCCGUCUGCUCCGGAGCGAGCAAAAGCCAAAGAAGAAUACGACUACGUUUGA